GAAACGCAAUUUAGCGGAGAUUUUAAUUCUCUUUUUAUCCACCUCCGGAGUUGGGAAAUCGCUGUAAGAUAUAUUGAGGGGCGAGAGGCAUGGGGACUUCAUUUAUAAAAGCUUAAUUUCUUCGUCGCCCAGCGGAAAAACGCGCUACAUUGGCUUGGUUUUAGGCCUAACAAGAAAGCGAUAGUGAGAGAAGGCGGCGGGGGGAUUUUGGGGGAUGGAUUUAAGCGUGGUGCCAUACGGCGAGACGGGGAGAAGUAAAGGGGAUGUGGGCGGAGAGCCGAGGGCGGCGUUGGAGCUCUUCGCCCCUGCGGCCGGCGGAGGCGGUGGUGGAGGGAAGUAUAGGGAAUGUUUGAGGAACCAUGCGGCGGCGAUCGGCGGGCAGGCGUUUGACGGGUGCAUGGAGUUCAUGCCGGGAGGUGAGGAAGGGACACUUGAGGCGCUGAAAUGCGCGGCCUGCGGCUGCCACCGGAACUUCCACCGCCGAGGUGGCUUCUCCUCCAGCGAUCCCCGCCGCCCGCUCCUCCUCAAGGCGGCUCCGCUGCCGCCGGCGUUCCUGCCCCCACCGCUGCACCCGAUGCCUUUGCCCUUCCACGCGAUCCACCCUCCUCCACCGCCGCCGCCUCCGCCGCAGCCCCCGGCGUAUCAGGUGGAUCGGAGCAGAGUCGGGUCGGAGACGCCACCGAGGCGUGAGGAGCCGCUGCCGCCGGCGGAGGGGCCGCGCGGGAGCGGCCGGAAGCGGUUCCGAACCAAAUUCACCCAAGAACAGAAGGAGAAGAUGCAAGCGUUCGCGGAGAAGCUGGGGUGGCGGAUCCAGAAGCACGACGACGUCGCGCUCGAGGAGUUCUGCGUCGAGGUCGGCGUCAAGCGUCACGUGCUCAAGGUAUGGAUGCACAACAACAAGAACCACCUAUCCUCCUCCUCCGCCACCUCCGCCACCUCCGCCGCCGCUCCCAACCCCGACGCCACCUCCGGCCCUCCCAUCCGCGUCUAGUCCCACUCCCGCACUCCCCAUAGUCAAAUAAAACCAUCAUAAUGUUUAACAAUAAUGACACCUACCGUUCAACUUCCCUCCCACUUUUUUUUUUCUUUGUUUUUUUGUUUUUAACAAAAAAGAGGAGGAGAGAUCUGGGGAUUUUAAUUUCUUAGACAUGCAUGCGUGGAGACUGGCAACCUCCGGGAGGAGACGUGUAUUUGGGGCAAUUCCAUCCGGAUUUCUUACAAUAGUAAUCGCCUAAAUCACUUUCUCUGCUCCUUAUUUUAAUUUAAUCGAGUUCUCCUAUGUUCUCCUA
Phoenix dactylifera (date palm) is the source of this 1289-nucleotide messenger RNA. NCBI's taxonomy places the organism in Eukaryota, Viridiplantae, Streptophyta, Magnoliopsida, Arecales, Arecaceae. The record is from RefSeq and is a predicted model, not a curated record.